AUUCAAAACCUAACUUCCCAACUUCUUCCUCGACAUUUCUCUCUGUUCUCUUACACCAUUAGAGAGCACUUGAGUACCAAACCAAAGAGAGAGAAAGAUCGAAAUUCGCUGGGAUUUGUGUAAAACAACUCGCAAUAGUUAGUCGAAGUAAAUCCCCACGAAAAGAUCGACAAUUUGGUCCAAAAAUCUGCAGUUUUCGCGAGUCCUACAAAAGUGGGUGCAAGGAGAGCAAAGGACUGGAAUUUGUGGCUUCAACUUCAUCAAAAUUGUGUCAAGGAUGGUCGCAAUUUGGUUGUUAUGUCAUUAUAAUGAUCGGAAUUUUGAUGUGAGGGUACAAGAUACUGAUGAAACGAACUACAUGGAUUUGGUUGAUGACUUGUUUGAUGAUUCUAUUAAGCAAGAUGUUCUGAUUCCCGAUUUAUUUAGAUUGUUUUAUGUUAAUCCUAGUACGAAUAAAAGAGUAGAAUUGUUGAAUGAUGUUGGUUUGAUGGGCAUGUGGGGUUUAUUUAAGCGCACAGAUACUGUGGAAAUAUGGAUAGAGAAGGCAAAUGAGAAGGAAACUUCAAUCCAAUUUAGGACUGCAGUUAAGAAAAGGAAGGAUAGGAAGGAAAGGAAGGCUGCAGAACUUAGAAGGAAAGCUGAGGAGUUUGAGAGGGAGAGGGAAGAGGAAAGGAGAAGGUUAGAAAGGGAGGCUGAGAUUCAAAGGGAUUUGGAGGAGCAAUUGGCAAACACAGUGGCAGUUGAGGUGCCUGUGUAUGAUGUUGAGGAUUUAAGCGUAGAGUACGUACGUGUUUACAGCUCACAACAUGCUGACUGCUUUUCCCCGGGAGGUUCCCAACCACCAAAUACACAAAAAGAGCCUUCACCACCACCAAGAGAGCCCUCGCCACCACCAAAUCACCAACCCACAGAACAGCAGCAACAACAUCAAACAGAACACCAGCCAGAUCAGACACCCCCUCCUAACAGGGCUGAGUUAAACAAAGGGAGGGGUUUCAGAAUUUCCAGAAGUCAUGCUAAGAAGACGGGUGAGUUUGUUCCUAAGAAGAGGGGGGGAAGGCCUGCUGGUUCAAGGGUGAGGAAACCCACUGCAUACAAUGUGGAGGAAGAGGAGCAAUGGGAUGAUGAGAGUGAUGAUGAAAAUUUUGAGGAGAGUGAGAGUGAUAGUGAAACUGGUUUCAACUCCGACGAUUUCAUUGACGAAGAAAUUGAAGAAGAUGAAGAACAAGAUGUUCUUAAGGAGGUAAUUUCUGAGAGAAGUUUUGAGGAUCAUUUAGAUGGGAGUAAUAAGCUGGAUAAUUUGUAUGCAAAUGGGAAAGUUGUGGGAAGCAUGCCAUGGGGGACUAUCAAGUUGCAACCAUGGAUGAUAUUCCAAAGCAAGACACACUUCAUGGAGGUCUUCAGAGACUUCUGUAUUCAAGAGGGAUUUGCUUUGGGCCAUUAA
Molecule: messenger RNA, 1444 nt
Organism: Spinacia oleracea (spinach)
Lineage: Eukaryota; Viridiplantae; Streptophyta; Magnoliopsida; Caryophyllales; Amaranthaceae
Exons: 4
Coding region: 278-1444 (388 amino acids)
Source: RefSeq, a predicted model, not a curated record